Esox lucius (northern pike) is the source of this 2490-nucleotide messenger RNA. RefSeq lists its product as uncharacterized. Bases 342 to 1592 code for a protein of 416 amino acids. The record is from RefSeq and is a predicted model, not a curated record. Lineage: Eukaryota; Metazoa; Chordata; Actinopteri; Esociformes; Esocidae. The transcript has 5 exons.
ACCUCCUUUUCUAAAAUAUCUGUGGAAACUGGGCCACAUCGAAUGAGAAGGAAAAAAAUACGUGAUUGAUGGGUAAUGCGGCCAAUAGGCGUAGGGAUAAAGCCGCUUUAGAGUCUGUAGAUGUAGAGCUGAUUUGCAACCCGCCGAAGCAGAUCUGGGGAAGAAGGAAAAUGUCUCCUGUCUUACCACGCACCGUUCUAGGAUCAGCUUGCUGUUAGAAAAACGCAAACAGCGAAGUGUCCUAUAGACUUUACUUCAAAACUGUGUCCAACGCAUAAGCUCAACCUCAUCCUACUCUUGACGCUGAGACAUACAGAAAGGUUUAGAAGAAACUUUCCUUCAUGUUCCAAAACAGUUCUCCUGUGAGCAAGGAGGAAGUGACAUCAGGACAGAUGGAACCAAAUCCUAGCCUGGCAGGGGUGGACUCACAGGGCAACAUGGUUUUCAGAGUGGUUAAGCCAGUUAUGGGCAUCUUCCAAGUCUCCUCAGAACAGACCAACUCUGUGGAACACGGAGUGUUGCAGCAGACGAUGGUCGGGGGUUUGACCGGGUUAACAGAGUUGUCUACUCCCUCCUCAGUUGUGCUAGGGAAUGGACAAGGGCAGGGCCAGCCGGGAAUCGGGGACAUGAUGCAAGCCCAGAUUCAGACCCCAGCCGGAGACAUGUCCCAGACCCAAACUGCCUCUCUGAAUUCCAACCACAUCCCCUAUGUUCCAUUUGCUGAAGUGUCAUCUCUUCUGGACCCUAAUAUGAAGAGCUCCAAGGCCCGUAAGUACCUGAUUCCUUAUGAUGAGAUCAAGCGUCGUCUUGAGGCUCCAGAAAAGAUGUCUCUGCGUUCGCUAGCAGCCUACACGAGGGUCAGCCGGGGACCAGCAAGCAAGAAAACGCUGCAGGAGUCCCUUAAUAUACUGGGCCUCACCCCUAGCACAACAACCGCCGUGUCCUCCUCCUUCUCCAAGCUCACAGAGGGUGACACUAAAGCCCUGUGUAACGACAUGAAGGACUUUGCCCAUGAUUACAUAAACUUUGGUAACAUUGCCAAGCAGCUUAUUCCAGAGACCAACACCGUUCAACACUGGUCCAAGGUUAUCGAAACCAGAGGUCACCUGGAAGCAAUGAGGAAGUGUUUUCACGAUCCUGUUAACAGUGCUUCUUUCGACAGUGUGACUCAUGGCCUCGGCCUCGGGAUGCUUGAUGCCGCCUUAGACAUGAUCACCAUGGUGAUUGAUAAACAGAUCCGUAUUCUGUCUGGUGCCGCUGCAACUGAUCCUGUCGACACAGGCCCUCCAAUGAGACGCAUCCGCCGUCGCCACCGCAAGCCCAGAGACAACGACAGCGAGAAACAGCACCGGUUGGCAGGUGGGGUUAAAGGUCAAGGGAAAGGUUUGGGGAAAGGCAAAGGAAGAGGAAGAGGUAGGAAGAAGGUGCCUCCGCAGGAGUCAGGAACCCCAGUUGAUGUUGCGAUGGAUACAACCCAGCAACAGGAUCAAGAGCACUGUCAUUCUGAGGAUGUAGAGAGCAGCGUUCUCACACUCGUCUCAGUUGGUUACGAGACAAUAUCCAGCGGUCUCAAUGCGACGGGACAGAUCUGAAGAUGCUUUAUGGACAAAGCCUGGUGGGAUUCUACUUUUGUUGAACAUUUUCUCAGCAGGUUUUCAGGGAUUGUAGCGAUCUUAGUAACGCUAUGGAACAUUGUGAUUGUUAGACACAACUCAGAUCUGACUGACCGAACCCGAAACACUCAGGAGACUUGUAGAGGACACUCACAGGCCUGCAUUCAAUUACAUGAAAGCAUUUUGUUUUAGUAUUUGUUUUAUUCUGUGAGCGUGGGACAAAUGGUAUAAAAUUUUUGGGUGGCAUGGAGAUGGACGUUGUGUGCUGGAAACAAAUGUUCAGUUGCCUACUGGUUAUUGGUGAGCACAUAGGUAAUGAAUGCAGGUUUGUUAAAGUGGAAAUCAAGUCAAUCAACAGAACUUUUUAUAUUGAAAAACAAUGGUGAAAUUAGUAAUUCAUAACUUUGUUUGACCUACUUGCAUGACAUUUGAUUCUCCUGAUAAUUUCUUUUGUGAGUAGACCUGUUAUAGCUCUCUUUCAUCAAUGUAAUAUGGGGAAUGCAUCCUGCUAGUAUUUAACUCCUUGAUUGUUUGUUUAUUUUGAAACCUGGAUUGCAGAAACAUGAAUGAAAACUUUUUUUUUUCUUGACCUGUGAGGAAUUCUUUAUUUCUGACAAAAUCCUCUCACCCGCAUUUACAUUAUGUAUAAUCUAUAUUCAAACGUCUGUGAUGACAUUUCAAACACUGGCCUCAAUUACACCUGGUAUUCAAAUGCGUGCACUCCUGCCGCAUUGUCUUUAUUGUUUGGAUCUCACUUUUUCCUCCCAUUUAUGCAGAUUAAGCUAGUUUAUGGUCACAAUUCAAAGAGCCUUGUAAGUACAUCAUAGUUUUGGAAUGCUAGUUAAAUAAAAUACCAGAGGUCUAUUGUUUUAACACC